Molecule: messenger RNA, 1197 nt
Organism: Debaryomyces fabryi
Lineage: Eukaryota; Fungi; Ascomycota; Pichiomycetes; Serinales; Debaryomycetaceae
Product: DUF4451 domain-containing protein
Exons: 1
Coding region: 1-1197 (398 amino acids)
Source: RefSeq, a predicted model, not a curated record
AUGUCUUAUGCACCUUUAAUUAAUCUUGAUGAGUUCUUUGGAAUGCCUGAUAUUGGCCCAGAUCAAUUUCAUCAAUCUAUUAAUGUCAAUGAUGACUUCCUAAGUGAAGAUUUCCCAGAUUUUGAAACCAUAGGUUAUGAGGAGGACUUAGAUAAUCAAAAUUGUCUAGGAUUUCAUAAUUAUAAUAAUAGUGGUGAGUUCCUUAACUAUAUAUAUGGCGAUAGACGAGAUUCUCAUAAUAAGAAGUUUGAUGCUAAUACCGUUAAAGAUUUAAUUGGCUACAAUUCACCUAAUUGGAGAAAAGAAUGUACUUCUACCGACAAUAUAGAUACAUUAGAAAGGUUCAGAGCAUUCAAUGACUUAAUUGGUAUAGAUAAUCAAAUUGAACAAAACGAAUGCAAUAAAGCAUUUGAAUUUGUCUCUAACAUGACAUUUAACACCGAUAAUAUUGAAUCUGACAAGGAUUUUGUUAAACAGGGUCCACAAACAUUGAAAUUUGAUUACGAUAAUAUUAAAAUCAAUCAAAAUGUGGUGCAAUGUAAACUUGUUAAUUUUGCAGCAAACUCAAUUUCGGAAUCAACUUUGAUUCUAAUUUUGAGUAGACUCAACAGAAGGAAAGAAUCGGAAGAAGAACGUAUCUUUUCGGUGAAUAGAACUCGUUAUACUAGAGCUAAUAUUGAGUCGCUUAGCAUUUUGCACCCUAAUGUGCAAUACCAACGGAAUGCACAAUUUAGUAUAGCGAAACCAUAUGAACCCGAAUAUAUACGGGUUCAGAUUAAUCCACUAACUAAUGCUCCAUUUAAUGAAACAAGGUGUGGUCUAUGUCCUUAUUGCCCGAGCCUAAUUUUUAAAAACUUGAAAACCUCGACCUAUGCUCAACAUCUUUCUUUAACUCAUGGAAUCCAGACAGAUAAUUACAUAACACCAAAUCCAUUAUUAUACGGAAGUUAUAAUUUGAAGAAGAACAAUACAAAUAGAAAGACGAGGGCACAUAUUUCAGAAAAAAAUGGUGUAAUUUGUCCAGUAUGCCACGAUAUUGUAGAAACGGAGUGCUCAAAGACGACUGCAACUCAAAAGCCAUUGAAUAAUUACCUUAGACAUUUUAAAGAGAAACACAGAAAAUGCAAAGAGAAGGAAGACCCAGUUAAAUUUUUUUCUAAGACCUCUACAAAUGAGCUGAAAUUAUUAUUAGUGUGA